Messenger RNA from Perognathus longimembris pacificus (Pacific pocket mouse), 1662 nucleotides. Its product is annotated as vomeronasal type-2 receptor 116-like. Gene Ontology annotation, cellular component: membrane. The coding region runs from base 1 to 1662 and encodes 553 amino acids. The record is from RefSeq and is a predicted model, not a curated record. Gene Ontology annotation, molecular function: G protein-coupled receptor activity. Gene Ontology annotation, biological process: G protein-coupled receptor signaling pathway. Lineage: Eukaryota; Metazoa; Chordata; Mammalia; Rodentia; Heteromyidae. The transcript has 4 exons.
AUGAGGAGGAGAUUUUUCAUGCGAGGUUCAUUCCAUGUCCCUUUCACUUUUUCACACCAUCACCCAGAUGUUUCCGGAUUCACAGAUUUUGUCAAGGCAGUGAACCCUUCCACAUACCGAGAAGACUUUUUCCUUGCUCGGCUGUGGUUUCACUCUUUUAAUUGCUCAGAUUCUGAGUCUGACUGUGUAACAUGGGAGAACUGUCCUCACAAAGCCUCCUUGGAUUGGUUGCCAGGGCACAUUUUUGACAUGACUAUGUCUGGAGACAGUUACAAUAUAUACAAUGCUGUGUAUGCUGUGGCCCAGGCUCUCCAUGAGAUGCUACUACAUGAAACAGAAGUACAAACAAUAGAAAACAGGAAUGAGACAGUGCCUUCCCCUGCACAGCUGCACCCUUUUCUGAAGAACACCCAAUUUCAGAAUCCUGCUGGAGAUCAGGUGAUUUUAGAUAACAAAAAAAAAUUGGAGGCAGAGUAUGACAUUGUGAACAUUUGGAAUUUUCCACAAGGUCUUGAUCUUAAGGUGAAAAUAGGACAUUUUUCUCCAUUUGCUCUACAUGAUCAUCAACUAUCUUUAUCUGAAGAUUUGGUAGAGUGGGCCAUAGGAACUACAGAGCCUGUUCAUUCUGUCUGCAGUGAGAGUUGUGGUCCUGGAUUCAGGAAAUCCCUUCAGGAGGGAAAAGCUGCCUGUUGCUUUGAUUGUACCCCUUGCUCAGAGAAUGAGAUGGCUAAUGAGACAGACAUGGAGCAGUGUGUGAAGUGUCCAGAUCACCAAUAUGCCAACACACAGAGAAACCAGUGCCUCCCAAGAACUGUAAGCUUCCUGGCUUAUGGGGAGCCCUUGGGGAUGGCCUUGGCCUGCAUGGCUCUUGGUUUAUCUACACUCACAGUAGCUGUUCUUGGGGUCUUUGUGAAACAUCACAACACCCCCAUUGUCAAGGCAAAUAACCAGGCUCUCAGCUACAUCCUGCUCUUCUCCCUCAUCUUUUGUUUCCUCUGUUCCUUGCUCUUUAUUGGCCGUCCCAACACAGUCACUUGCAUUUUACAGCAAACCACAUUUGGGGUUGUAUUCACUGUCGCUGUUUCUGCUGUUUUAGCCAAAACUGUAACUGUGGUUCUAGCCUUCAAGGUCACUUCUCCAGGGACAAAGAUGAGGUGGUUGCUGGUGUCAGGGGCUCCUAACUUCAUCAUUCCCAUCUUCACCCUGAUCCAGGUGACUCUCUGUGGACUCUGGCUGGGAACCUCUCCUCCCUUCAUUGACACAGAUGCAAACUCUGAACAUGGACACAUCAUCAUCCUGUGUAACGAGGGCUCCCUUGCUGCCUUAUACUGUGUCUUGGGAUACCUGGGCUCCCUGGCCCUGGCCAGCUUCACUAUGGCUUUCCUGGCCAGGAACCUGCCUGACACCUUCAAUGAAGCCAAGUUCCUGACCUUCAGUAUGCUGGUAUUCUGCAGUGUGUGGCUCACCUUCCUGCCUGUCUACCACAGUGCCAAGGGCAAGGUCAUGGUGGCUGUGGAGGUCUUCUCCAUCUUGGCCUCCAGUGCAGGGCUUCUGGGCUGCAUCUUUGUCCCCAAGUGCUACAUCAUCUUGAUAAGGCCUGAUAUAAAUUGUGUGCAUGGCUUUAGGGAUAGAAAAUUCCCUGGGCAAAUUAAGCCCUCCUAA